Molecule: messenger RNA, 1034 nt
Organism: Pistacia vera
Lineage: Eukaryota; Viridiplantae; Streptophyta; Magnoliopsida; Sapindales; Anacardiaceae
Product: CASP-like protein 4A4
Exons: 3
Coding region: 275-877 (200 amino acids)
Source: RefSeq, a predicted model, not a curated record
UCAGCAGUCAACUGGAUGCAAAUUUUAUCUUUAUCUGAUCAAGAAACAACUUAUGAAGGCACUACUCAUCACUGAUUUCUCAUACUGACAUGGCAUCGGUUGAUUACUCAAUGGAAAUAUACAUUAAUAUUAUUACUCCUUCCUUGAAAUUCCUUAGACAUUACCAAAUCCCCCACAACCAGGGUUAAAAAUAAAUCAAAGUUUAGUUGCUUUAAAGGGGGCCCAAAUUUCAUUUGGAGCAGGUUGGAAGAAUCUUCAGUUGAAGAAACGGAAAAUGAAAGAAGACAGUGAUGUUUUGGCGAUUGCUUGUAGACCAAUGGCCAAUGUUUCACCUGUAACUGCAAGUUCUGUAGCUCAACAACCGUUUCCAACUCCAUCGCCGUUUUCUUUCUCAGUCGCCUCUACUGGGUGGAGCUCUAGACCUUCCAUUCAUUAUACGAAUCUUGGUCUUCGGUUCUCGGUGCUAUUGUUCUCCUUUGUCUCUGCAAUUUCUCUGGCUACUCCAUCAAAGAAGAAAAACCAACCUUCUAGCUUCACUGCAUAUCCGGAGUUAAUGUACUGCUUCACUGUACACAUUUUGGCUUUCCUCUACACGUCUUUCCAGCUCUUUAAAGGUAUUUGUGACAUUGCCCACAGAGGGUUUCUGAUAUCAGACAUGAUCUCUGACUAUAUGAGCUUCAUCCUGGAUCAGUUGGUGGGUUACCUUCUCAUUUCAGCUUCCUCAGUGGCAAUACCAGUCAUUCUACAGAUUGAAAAAGCCACGCCACUAUGGACGGCAGCCAUCAUCUCCAACACCAUGUCCUUCGUAACUUUUCUCGUUAUUGGAAUUUGUACCCUUUUAUCAGGCUACAAGCUUUGCAAGAGAAUCAUCUGGUGAUUCUUCAUUUUGCUUGUAUAUAGCAUAAAAAUUGUAAGCUCUCCCUGACGGCAACAAGACAGAAGACAAUAAUCGUUUGUACAUAAGACUGCAUACUUUUCCAUAAGGUUUUUCUUUUUUUCCCAAAUUUAUGAAUUUCAACUAGACGCUUCCAACC